GCGUCUGUACAGUAUCGCGCAGUACUACAUGUGCAGGGCGGAGCUUCGCGUGAACAUAACAUUGACAGAGCAACUAGUUCGUCUCAGUCUGGCGCGGCAGGAACCCCGAGGCUGCGGACGCGCCGACGCUGGCUUAAUUCAGCUUACAAACCUAGUCCGAUUACCAUGCGGGCAGGAGGAGAAAUCCGUCCGUGCUCAGCGCCGAGCAACUGAACGACACCGCGGAGCUCUUUCCUCAUGACAGCGGGACCGGAGAUGCGAGCGUCGCUCUCGUGGGCUCCGUCUUCAGGGCGAGAUAGCUAGACUUUCCUCAUCUUAUCUGCGAGCCGUUUGUUGUUCCUCCACCGGAGAGCUGUUUUCCUCGGCCGGAUUAGACGUCCCCGGCUCGCCUGUCAUCAUGGAGACGCGCACGGACGUCUUGCUGGUCACCGCUAACGUCGGCUCGCUGUUCGACAAUGUGGGUGAGAUUGAAGGAGACUGGCUGCGAGAGUUCUUCAUGACGGUGCACAUGCAUAAGCCACGCUUCGUCGCCCUGCACUUUCAGGAAGUUGGUGGAAAAGACUAUAUGGUGAACAUGGGCCACGCAGAGAACUUUUGCUGGGCUAUAGAGUCCAGUUCUGAGAUGGCUGACUUCGACAGAGUCUGUGUCUAUGUAGACAGUCAUUUCAAGGCUGUUGACAGUUUCACGGCGCUGGGAAGCAUGUACUUCAUCCACAAGUCGCUGAAAAAUAUCCAACUAUAUGACUUCAAUCUGAAGGAGUUUAAAGCCGUCUCGGGCCACAACAAGUACGUGGGCUCGCUGGAAGGAGUGACUACCAUGGAAAAAGAGAAAUUCCCCAAGAACUUUUGGCCCGAUUUCAAGUGGUCCAGAAAAGGCUACAUGAGGACACGAUGGCUCAUUCACAACCAGGGUUUAGACCUGGUGAACGUUCACCUGUUUCACGAUGCCUCCAACCUCAUAGCCUGCAACUCUAGUCCGUCAGUUUAUUCUGCGAACCGCAAGAAAGCUCUCAGAUACGUCAUCAACAGGAUAUCAGACAGCAGCUACAGUCCUCUCCCCUUCUUCCUGUUCGGGGAUUUCAAUUUCCGCCUCGACACGCUUAGCCUAGUGCAGAACCUCUCCGUGUCGGCUGAUAUCCAGACGGUAAAAAAAGACAGUAGCAACGAGGUCGAAAAAAUCAUUUGUGAAGAGAAAGACAAUGACCACAAGGUGCUCCUUCAUAUAGAGACCAAGUUAUUUGCUUACUUGCACCAGGCCGCGUUCAGAGAAAACAACGGAAAAGAGCUGCUGAAGUACGAUAAGGAGAUCUCCGAAUUUCACGACGUCAUCACAGAGGAGGAGAUCCGCUUUCCUCCCAGUUAUCCAUACAGUGAAGACUACACUAAACCUACACAGUACAUGAACACGCGAUGCCCGGCGUGGUGCGACCGCAUCCUGAUGUCCCACAGCGCCGCAGACAUCAUCCACAGGAGGCGGGAGGGUGAGAGCGGGGUUGUUUAUAACACGCUGGGCUCCAACAUCUGCAUGGGAGAUCACAAACCGGUUUUCCUGUUUUUUCCAAUGAGGACAAUUACACAUUGACACACGAUACCGAGUCAGAGGGGCUUCACAUGAACCUAGAGGUUAUUCUGUGGACAUCUCUACUGAUCAUGCCAGGGCUCUACAACAAAGUACACAGCAGACCCCUACAACACCCACCCACGCCCGAAACCUCCCGACAAACGCAAGUGGGCACAAAACACAGCAAACCUUCUCACCAUACACAUUUAACAGAGACUUCAAGCAGGUUCGGCGUGACCUGAACACACAGGACACAAUGGAGAAAGACCAAGAGCGCUUCUCAGAGCCCCUGACUUUUAGGUUUACGUUUUGCAUAGAGUAGGUAAACCUCCGCGGAUUACUAUGGAAAAGCUUUAAAAUCACAACUCUGGUGUGCUUUUACACUCGUGAGGACGUGAAUGCGAGCACGAGUACGCCAAGCACGUCCAAACACAAGCUGCUGCGACGCACAAGCUUCGGUUGCUGUUUCAAUCCAGUUCACGCGAUCGUUCUGGUAAAACGCUUCUCGGUUCUCACACCCGCUGCAUGCGUUAGUAUGGAUUCACAAGCGCAUGCUUUUUGCAUUUACACUGGCCUCGGCACUUCCGGCCGUCGGCUUCAGUCAUUGUCUCCGCGGGGUUGUUAGUCAGACUCUCGGAUCGAUAGAAUAUGUACAGGACAGCAAGGGACGAGUUAUAAAGCCAUUAGCGCUUGUGAAAUAUGGAAAUCCCACCCGGAGCGGCCUGGCCUGGAAGCCCCCGGACUUUUAAUUAGAGCACUAGCGCGAUGCGAAUGCUAAUGCGGAGCGUAGCGCUCGGAGAUGUUUUCAUUGCGUCGAAUCUCGGGUAGCUGGUAUUGUUUAAAAAAAGUUUGAAAGCUCUGUAUAGUUUCUCAGUGGUGUUGGUCCGGCGUUAAAUCUCUUUUAAAGCUAGUCACGACGACCAAUUUUCAUAUUUUGUGGGGUAACGCGCUGGUUUGUAAAUGGCUUUGUUCAAUGCUUUAUGAAAUUACUUUAAAUUGUAAAUACGCAGCGCUUUUUAACCAUUAUUGAAUCGCCUUCUAAACUGUUGCAGAGUCAGAGAUGCUCCGAAACGUUAUUAAAGGGACAGCGCGCACAAAAAUGCGCAUUUUGUCAUUAUUAACUCAUGUUGUUGCGAACCCGUUUAAACAGCUUUCUUGUGUUGAGCGCAAAGAAAGAUAUUUUUAAGAAUCGAGAUUUUUAAGAGCUUCUAUCGUGUGUUUUUAUAUACAUUCCUCAAAAUAUCUUCUUUUGUGCUCAACAGAUGGAAAAACGUAUAUAGGUUUAGAACAACAUGAUGAUUUUCAUUUUCGGCCGAACCGUCCCUUUAAAUAUCAGAAAUUGACGCGUUUUUAUAGUAAAAUCUAAAUAGUUCCUCAUUUCAAAUCCGAAUCAAACGAUAUACAAACCCCUGCAAGCGAUUAUACCCAGAUAUGACAGGGCCGUGAUUUUGAAUUUAUUGAUUCGGUCGAUAUAAUCUCAACCCCCAAUGCAUAAUUUACGCACAAGGGUUAACCCGUACGGCCCACAUGCCAAUAAUGGACUUGUUGUAGUUGAUUCAUGGUAUGGUCAACAUAAUUUACUGUUCUCGAGGGCAUCGCUUCAAACCGUGGUUCAAUAGGAGGCCACGGAGUCGCUAGGCAUGCAUGUCAUUUAGCAUUUGAGAUUUUACAGAUAAACGCAAACACUACAGUCCUUUGAGAUUUAUGUGCACUGUUAUUAGCAUGCCAAGUUAAACGUGUAUGUAGCCGUUCAUGUUUGCACUCGUUUUGGGGAACCAUUCGACUUCGCAGUGAUGUAAACAUUCGUAGACCGGUCUUUUUUUUUUCGUAGCAAUUAGACACUUUGCUAAUGUUAAUGUUUUUUUUUUUUUAAAAAAACCUAUUUCUACUUUCUGUGUCUCUCUGACUUUUUUCUUUUUUAUUAUUGAAAUGUUAGACUCGAUUUAGGUAUUGUAAUGGGAUCUGCCGAGAACUACUGAAAAAUAUAUUCCACGUUAUUAUAUCCAGAAGACGGACGGCGGCGAAAAGUUUAAGAUUAAUGGUGACCGCUGGGCCGAGGGAAACUUGUCGAUGGGAUCGGAAGAUUUGCCAUUUGAAGUUAUAGGCUGUUCGUAGGCCCAGACGCAAGCAUAGAUCUUCCAAAAAAACAGUCGUAUGGGUAUCUAAAAACCGCAGAAGCUGGAAAAAGACUAUUUUUAAGCGAUUGACACACUGUGCCAAAUGUUUAUUUCCUCGCUUUUCUUUUCCAUUUCGUGACUUGCGAGAGAGCUGGUGUUUGGUUGAUCUGUUGUAAAGGAUGUAAAAUGCAGUAAGAUAGUUGCAGUGCAUUUAAUCUAGCCGUACCUCACAUGCUACCGGCCUGAAACGGUCUAAACAAUCACCCUCUUACUGUACUAUACCUUUUGUGGCACGUAUGAAUGUUUUUCUUAAAAAUACUAUGUCUUAUUUCCUAAUAAAAUGUAUAUAUAUUCAUCA
This is a messenger RNA of Puntigrus tetrazona (Sumatra barb), 4036 nucleotides long. RefSeq names its product inositol polyphosphate-5-phosphatase L (gene inpp5l). The transcript is spliced from 16 exons. The record is from RefSeq and is a predicted model, not a curated record. NCBI's taxonomy places the organism in Eukaryota, Metazoa, Chordata, Actinopteri, Cypriniformes, Cyprinidae. Gene Ontology annotation, molecular function: inositol-polyphosphate 5-phosphatase activity. Gene Ontology annotation, biological process: phosphatidylinositol dephosphorylation. Bases 398 to 1582 code for a protein of 394 amino acids.